GUUUGAGAGGCGCCACAGCUGAUGCAGUUUGAGGGGCACUCCAUCUGGAGCUGGAAAAGAAGGAGGCAGUUUAUUAAUAGAUAACGCCGAAUCUGAUUCUCCGGCGCAUUUCAAACGCUUCCGCUCCGCCAGAUUGUGUAUUGUGACCCCUUUCAACCCGACGAUGUGUUGAAUCGAUGACGUGGAGAUGAAUAAACAAGUUAUAUUCGGCCUGCUUCUCGCUUGCAUUUUGGGGUGCAUUUCAGGGCAGGAUGAGGAGGAUUACCAGGAGCCGCCAGCGGUACUGGUUGCCCUGCUGGUGCGCAACAAGGCCCACAUACUGCCCAUGUUCCUGAGUUAUCUGGAGCAGCAGGAUUAUCCCAAGGAAAGAAUAGCAUUUUGGUUGCGGUGUGAUCACAGCAACGAUGUCAGCAUAGAGCUAUUGCGGCAGUGGCUGGACAACUCGGGGAAUCUCUAUCACAGCAUAAACUACGAGUUUCAACCGGAGGAGCGGAGUUAUGUCAACGAGAGCUCACCGUACGAGUGGCCCGCAUCGCGUUUCAAACACCUCAUCGCCCUGAAAGAGGAGGCCUUUCAGUAUGGUCGCGAAAUUUGGGCUGACUUUGUGUUUUUCCUGGACGCCGAUGUCUUGCUCACUUCAAAAGACUCGCUGAAAGUCCUCACCCGUCUCCAGUUACCAAUUGUGGCUCCCAUGCUGAUCUCGGAGAGCUUGUACUCCAAUUUCUGGUGCGGCAUGACGGAGGACUACUACUACAAGCGCACUGAUGAGUACAAGGAAAUCUACCACGUGAAAAAGCAAGGAAGCUUCCCAGUGCCAAUGAUCCACACAGCCGUUUUGGUGAGCAUGAACCACAGAGCGGUUAGGAAUCUCACUUUCGAUAGGAACAAGCUGGUGGAAAUGCAGAAAAGCAGGCAGCAGGAACCUCUGUACGAUGGACCAGCCGAUGACAUCAUAGUGUUCGCCAUAUCGGCCAACAGUUCGGGCAUUCCAUUGCACAUCUGCAACGAUAUAACCUUCGGUUAUAUACUGCAGCCAUUGGAACCGGGCGAUACCUUGGACCACGACAUACAACAGCUGGUUAACCUCAGGAGCAUCAUGGUCAAUGACCUCGGAGCUGUGCCUCCCCUACUGCAUAACUACAAGCAUUUGGAAAAGAAACCGGAGAAAAGCAAGCUCUCACUGGACCAUAUAUUUAUGAUUAACCUGAAAAGACGACCGGAGAGGCGGAAGAAAAUGGAACUGCUCUUCGACGAGAUCGGAAUAGAGGCGGAGCACUUCCCGGCUGUUGAUGGCAAAGAACUAACCACGGAACGGCUGCUGGAGAUGGGCGUACGAUUUCUGCCCGGCUACGAGGAUCCCUAUCAUCAUCGCGCCAUGACAAUGGGCGAGAUCGGCUGCUUUCUGAGCCACUACAGCAUCUGGGUGAUGAUGGUGCGCAAGCAGCUGAAGGAGGUGCUCAUUCUGGAGGACGAUAUACGCUUCGAGCCGUAUUUCCGACAAAACGCUGUCAGAAUCCUAAAUCAGGCCAGAAAUGCCGCGAGGUACGACCUCAUUUACUUUGGCCGCAAGCGUUUGAAGGAGGAAAGUGAGCCGGCAGUGCCGAAUGCGGAUAAUCUGGUGCACGCCGGCUACUCCUACUGGACUUUGGGCUACGUAUUAUCCCUGCAGGGUGCCCUGAAGCUGCUGGCAGCCAAGCCGCUGGGCAAGCUCAUACCCGUAGAUGAGUUUCUGCCACUGAUGUUCGAUCGUCAUCCCAACAAAACCUGGACCGAAGCCUUCCCCAAGCGCAAUCUCGUUGCCUUCAGUGCCUCGCCACUGCUGCUGUAUCCCAUUUACUAUACUGGCGAAUCUGGCUACAUUUCCGACACCGAGGACUCGCAACAAAUCAAUGUGGACACGAGUGAAGAGGGCGCGGCCAGGCUAAAAAGCGACCGCGAACAGGUUUUCGAUCACGAGCAGGAACUCAAGCUCAAUCCGGAACUAAAGCUGGGCGAGAGCUUGUCCAAGAGCCACCAGGAGCUGUAAAUUCCUGCAACUUCCGAACAAAACCAUGCCAAAUUUUACUUAGACUAAGUUAGGUUUAGCUUGACAACUGCCAAAUGUGCCUUUAACCCGAAUCCACCAAAAAUAUCAACAACGAAUGCUAGCUUAGGUUAAAGCUUUGAUUGUAUGGCCUAAUAUUUUGUGCAAUUUUUCACAACUUUUAAGCUCGCUAAAAAUGUUCCUAAAUGACAAAAGUUUGUUAUCUAUAAGAUAACACAUUUAUAUAAACUAUGUUUCUGUUAUAAAAUAAUAUUUUGAACUUAAGUGUAAACAUCCAGUUUUGGUCUGAGCAGCAAUAUUUCUCUUGGAAUAGACAUAGGCAUCUCAAAAGCUGUAGAUGAGUCGAAUAGUUGCACAAGUUAUUGGCCGAAUCCAAACGAUAGACUAAUAUAUCAGCAGCAUGCCAUUGUCCUAGCAUUAAGUAGGUUUUAAACAUUAUAUAAACUCUGACUUUAUUCCGCUCACAAGUGAUGUGCAGACAGUAAACACUUAAGAUUU
Drosophila erecta is the source of this 2542-nucleotide messenger RNA. Its product is annotated as glycosyltransferase 25 family member. Gene Ontology annotation, molecular function: procollagen galactosyltransferase activity. The record is from RefSeq and is a predicted model, not a curated record. Lineage: Eukaryota; Metazoa; Arthropoda; Insecta; Diptera; Drosophilidae. Bases 188 to 2026 code for a protein of 612 amino acids. The transcript has 2 exons.